GCUUCACGGCACGCACAUCGGUCUCGAUUCGCAGGCCCCAAAAUGCGAAUGCGUUCGACAAUGCAGCCACGACUGGGAGCCGGCUGAAGGAGAACAUCGAGAUCGACUACCUGGGUACGUGCUGCGAUGAUAUUUGCUCGACAGCAUUCCGCUCGCAAAUCUUCUGCGAUUCGGAAGGCGGAACUCACCGCGAUCUGUGCUCGUUCUACAAAGCACAGUGUCGGCUCGAGAAGCGCUCGAACGGCGAGGAGAAGCUCAAGAUUGUGAGCAUAGGCGCUUGCGCGCGACGCGCCAACACGCUCGAGCAGCUCCUCAGAUCGAUAUUUGUCAACCAUUUG
Messenger RNA from Mesorhabditis spiculigera, 338 nucleotides. The record is from the annotation of a GenBank genome assembly. Lineage: Eukaryota; Metazoa; Nematoda; Chromadorea; Rhabditida; Rhabditidae.